AACAACAAUGCCAAGCAACCAGAGCUUCCAGGGACUAAGCCACUACCUAAAGACUAUACAUGGAUUGACCCUGGACUCUGACCUCAUAGGUAGCAAUGAAUAUCCUAGUAAGAUCACCAGUGGAAGGGGAAGUCCUUGGUCCUGCUAAGACUGAACCCCCAGUGAACGUGAUUGUUGAGGGGAGGGCGGCAAUGGGGGGAGGAUGGGGAGGGGAACAUCCAUAAAGAAGGGGAGGGGGAGGGAUUACGGGGAUGUUUGCCCGAAAACCGGGAAAGGGAAUAACACUCGAAUUGUAAAUAAGAAAUACUCAAGUUAAAAAAAAAAAAAAAAAAAAAAAGGAGUGGUGGCAGCUACUGCUAGUCUAAUGGAGAAGAAAAAAAAAAAAAAACCUGUUAGAGACCACUGAAGUGUGGAUUGACUUCCUUCCUCUGUUUUGCUUUGGACCCCGCUGCACUGCAUAUAUAGAGAGAUUUAACCCAUAAGAGAUUAUGCUUGAAAGGCUCCCCCAGCAGCUUCCUUAGCUCAGAGACCAGCAGUUGACAAAACUCUCUAACUGUUCACCACAGGCCCUCCUCCAGUUCUCUAUAAACAUUGUUCAUGGCGCCUGAGCUCCCUUCAGUUUUCGACCUGCUGUCCAUCAGUUAGUGGAUGUGCGGCAACAACAUGAACAUGUCUGCCCUGAUGCAUACCUUUGUGCCUGCCGUCCAGAAGGUCACCACCACCGUUAUUUUCCUUCACAGAUUGGGAGAUACUGGGUUUGAUAUUAUUGGACUUUCACCAGAUUCCCAGGAGGAUGAAUCUGGAAUUAAACAGGCAGCACAAACUGUAAAAGCAUUCCUUCUAACAGUUAUUUUGGGAGGAUUUUCUCAGGGGGGUGCCUUAUUUUUAUACACUGCUCUCACCACACAGCAGAAACUAGCUGGUGUCACUAUACUCAGUUGCUGGCUUCCACUUUGGGCUUCAUUUGCACAGAAGCCUAUCAACAAUGCUGAUAGAGAUAUUUCUAUUCUUCAGUGCCAUGGAGACUAUGACCCUUUAGUUCCCCUAAUGUUUGGUUCUCUUACUGUUGAAAGACUAAAAGCAUUGGCAAAUCCAACCAAUGUAACCUUCAGAAUCUAUGAAGGCAUGUCGCACAGCUUACGUCAGCAGGAAAAGCUGGAUGUCAAACACUUCAUUGAGAAGCGCCUACCUCCAAUUGAUUGACGUCUCUAAGAGGCCUUGAGUAGAAGUUCAUGCAUCACAGUAGUAGAGUAUAAAC
Molecule: messenger RNA, 1258 nt
Organism: Rattus norvegicus (Norway rat)
Lineage: Eukaryota; Metazoa; Chordata; Mammalia; Rodentia; Muridae
Source: RefSeq, a predicted model, not a curated record